AAACCGCGGCCAAGUGAAAGGCCCGCUCCGCCGAAUUUCCGGGGCGGAACCGGAAGCCCCCAGCUUGCCCAAUAGAAAGGCGGCGGGGAAUCGCAGUCUCGCGAGAGUUCGGCCACCGGCUCCUUAGGGAACCAGCCAUGGAGGGCGAGCGGGCGCCGCUGUUAGGUUCGCGGCGGGGGGCGGCGGCGGCAGCGGUCGGGGUGUUUGCGGGGCGGCGAGCGGCGUGCGGGGCGGUGCUGUUGGCCGAGUUGCUGGAGCGCGCGGCCUUCUACGGCGUCACGGCCAACCUGGUGCUGUUCUUGAAUGGCGCGCCGUUCAACUGGGAGGGCGCGCAGGCCAGCCAGGCGCUGCUGCUCUUUAUGGGCCUUACCUACCUGGGCUCCCCGUUCGGGGGCUGGCUCGCCGACGCGCGGCUGGGCCGGGCGCGCGCCAUCCUGCUCAGCCUGGCGCUCUACCUGCUGGGCAUGCUGGCCUUCCCGCUGCUGGCGGCGCCCCGCUCGCGCUCCUUUCUCUGCGGGGACCCGCGCCCGGAGCUCGUGCGCAACUGUUCGGCCCCCUUCCCGAACGGGACGGCGGUGUGUCCCGAUGCCGCUGCGCGCCGCUGUGCACCGGCCACCUUCGCGGGUCUAGUGCUCGUGGGACUCGGUGUGGCCACGGUCAAGGCCAACAUCACGCCCUUCGGCGCGGAUCAGGUUAAAGAUCGAGGUCCAGAAGCCACUCGGAGAUUUUUCAAUUGGUUUUACUGGAGCAUUAAUUUGGGAGCAAUCCUGUCAUUAGGAGGUAUUGCAUAUAUUCAGCAGAAUGUGAGCUUUCUCACAGGCUACCUGAUUCCCACGGUCUGUGUGGCCAUUGCUUUCCUGGUCUUCCUCUGUGGCCAGAGUGUCUUCAUCACCAAGCCUCCUGACGGCAGUGCCUUCACUGACAUGUUCAGGAUUCUGACCUACAGCUGCUGCUCCCAGAGAGGAGGGCAGCGGAGAAGUGGUGAAGGCCUUGGAAUCUUUCAGCAAUCUUCUAAACACAGUCUGUUUGAUUCAUGUAAGAUGUCGCGUGGAGGGCCGUUCACAGAGGACAAAGUGGAAGACGUGAAAGCCCUGGUCAAGAUUGUGCCCGUGUUCUUGGCUCUGAUUCCUUACUGGACAGUGUAUUUCCAAAUGCAGACCACAUAUGUUUUACAGAGUCUUCAUUUGAAGAUUCCAGAAAUCUCAAGUAUCACCACCACCCAUCACACGCUGCCUGCAGCUUGGCUCACCAUGUUUGAUGCGGUGCUCAUCCUCCUGCUCAUCCCACUGAAGGACAAGCUAGUGGACCCAGUGCUGAGGAGACAUGGCCUGCUCCCAUCCUCCCUGAAGAGGAUUGCCGUGGGGAUGUUCUUCGUCAUGUGCUCUGCCUUUGCUGCAGGAAUCCUGGAGAGUAAAAGGCUGGACAUGGUAAAGGAGAAGACCAUCAACCAGACCAUUGGUGGUGUUGUAUACCAUGCUGCUGACUUGCCCAUCUGGUGGCAGAUCCCACAGUAUGUGCUCAUUGGCAUCAGUGAGAUAUUUGCAAGCAUAGCAGGGAACAUCAACAGCUGCCACCUGCAUUACUAUUUCUUCCUGCUGGCCGCCAUCCAGGGAGCUACACUGCUGCUUUUCCUCAUUGUGUCUGUGAAGUACGACCGCCAGCGAGCCAGGACAGAUGGGGGGCCAGCCAGCACAAGGACCUGAUGCAGCCAGCCAGCAUGCUCACAAGUUCUGCAGACUCUAAGGCCUCAGGUCUUGCUAACUACCAGGGCACUGCCAGCAAGCAGAUUGAGGCUAGAUUGUUGGGGUCCCAACUUCUGAUCUUGCAUGUUUUCUGGACUGGCUUCUCCCUCCCUGUGCCCGGAUGAUGGUGGUGAGUGCCUUACUGUGGCCUGUCAGGAGAUGAGAAUGUGGCUUCUCACUGAAGGUCUCUGCUAGUCCUGAGCCAGCCGUGCUUUCUCUUGUAGAAUCCUGGGCAGCCACUGAUUGCUGUGGUAUCUUUAUCCUUACAAUUACUGUUACUUCCUCAUAGCAUCUCCUUUAAGAUCAGCGAGCACUUCUAUCAAGGGCUAGGAGGAUUCUCUUUAGAGAUGAAAGUGUGGUUGAUGUCCAGAGCGCCCUAGGAGCUGCGUCUGCUCCAUUCAUGAUCUCUUGUCACAGGUCUUGCUGAUGCCAAGGCCUUUGUGGGUCAGUGGUGAAGACUCAUCUGCUCAGAAAGAAGGUUGUGUUGACUGAGAUGAAGAAGUUUUUAUUAGAUUAGGCUGACCUCAAACUUGGCCUCCUGUCUGCUUCUCAAGUGCUGCGAUCUCAGAUAUCUGUUACCAUGGUCAACAGGACUUAGGUCAUGCAGUACUGACCUGCUGUAACACAUGCAUCAGUGGUGACUGAGGACACCAUGUCCUCACAGACACCAGGCAGGUCUUUUCCAAGAACUUGACUUUGCGUAGCAGUAAGGAUGGAGGGAGGCAGGUGGGGAGUGGGGACACACGGGAGCUGUCGGGCUACCCGCCCACCUCUGUAUCGUUACUGACAUUCGGGGUUCUGAGUUUGUCAACUAAACUGUUCUGUGUGUUGCUGUGUUUUGUAUAAUUUUAUAAAAGCUUCUCAGACAUGA
Molecule: messenger RNA, 2613 nt
Organism: Mastomys coucha (southern multimammate mouse)
Lineage: Eukaryota; Metazoa; Chordata; Mammalia; Rodentia; Muridae
Gene: Slc15a4
Product: solute carrier family 15 member 4
Exons: 7
Coding region: 138-1703 (521 amino acids)
Biological process (GO): transmembrane transport; histidine transport; oligopeptide transport
Cellular component (GO): membrane
Molecular function (GO): L-histidine transmembrane transporter activity
Source: RefSeq, a predicted model, not a curated record